UCAACAUCUGCUUCCUCUUCAAGGGCCGCAACAAAAUUCAAUUUACCCAAUCUUGGAAUCAACAAUUCAACAUGGAUUGUGAUUCAUCACCCUUGGAUCUGCGAAGGACACUUCUAGAGUCCAACCAGGGCAUUGCAGAACCAACGAAUCAGGUCGGUGUACAAGAACCCAAAAUAGUACUGCAUGAUCCACUCGUCGCUGUUGAACCUAAAACCUCGUCACUUUCAAUACGCCCAGACAAUGUGUGCACCUCCGAAUAUGCUCCGCAGGCGACAGUAUCCAGACGACCUCGAGAAGAUGACGAAGCCUACGAUAAUACGUCUGGACAGGUUCAGAAACGAUUAAGAACAUCUACGCUCCCGACCAGGCCGAAAUCGCUCAAGGAAGCUACUGUUGAAUACUGGGUCGAUUUCAGUGUCUGGCCAACAGCAGAACAAGAGCAAGCAAUGGACCCUAUCGCUGCCUUCCGCCAUUGUCUCGCGACGCCCAGAUCUAUGGAAUCUUCAAAUUCCAGUCUCACUUCGCAAACUACAACUGGAUUAAAUACUAUAUUCUCUGAAGAAAGGUUCGAAAAGCACCUUGGCAAUAUCCGGGGUCAAACCGCGAUGAGGGUGUUUAGGGACAUCUCACUGCUUAUAGUUCCUUCUGCCGAAAUUUUGGCCGUCGAUGGCGAUAAACACCUUGAAUUUUUGAAAGAAACCAACUGUGAUGCUUGGAUUAAUUCAUAUCCUCUUCACGACCUACAACCACGACCAUGCUACGGGCUGGGAUUCGAGCCACGAGCAUUCACAAAGGAACAACGAGGAAAACUUGAGCCAUUCAUUGGAAAUUUGUUGGAAGAUUGGUCCCAUUUUGCUGCUACAUGCAAUAUGUACUUCCCAUUUCUUACCUGCGAAAUAAAAGGCCAAGAAGCUUCGCUCGACGUUGCUGAUCGGCAAAAUACACAUAGCCAAACCGUUGCCUUGAAAGGGUUAUUUCAGCUGUUCGAGAUGGUGGGUCGAGAAAAAGACCUUCAUCGAGAAGUGUGUGGGUUCUCAAUCUCUCACAAUGAUGAAGGCGUCAGGAUAUGGGGCCAUUACAUUGUCAUCAAUGACAGAACUCCCACAUUCUACCGAUGCUCAAUUGACCAAUUCAUCAUCAAUAAAGAUACUAGAUCUCUCGCAUACAAAUUCGUCCGGAAUAUCUACGAUAUAUGGGUUCCCGAUCAUUUCAAGAAGAUUUCCUCCGCUAUCGACAUGAUACCCGCGGAUAUAGGGCUUCGAAUUGCUGAAGCUGAAAGCCUAAUAUCGCGUUCAUCGCACGCGGGGGUGCCUCAACCCCAUGAAGUUGAUGAAUAUCAACGAACAGUUGAACAGCAUUGA
Molecule: messenger RNA, 1361 nt
Organism: Aaosphaeria arxii CBS 175.79
Lineage: Eukaryota; Fungi; Ascomycota; Dothideomycetes; Pleosporales
Exons: 3
Coding region: 72-1361 (429 amino acids)
Source: RefSeq, a predicted model, not a curated record